AUGACAGUUGAUAAAAAAGAAUUCUUAUUGAUUGGUCCCGGGGGGAUUGGAUGUAUGGGUGCAUUCACCAUUGAUUAUAACAAAAAGGUUAACUGUUCUAUUGUUGUUAGAAGGGAUUAUGAGAAGGUUAAAGAGAAUGGUUAUACCAUUGACUCAAUUGAUUACGGGAAAAUCGAUAACUGGAAACCAAGCAAUGUAUUUGCCAAUGUGGAAGCGGCAGCUAAUUCUGGUCUUAAGUUUGAUUAUGUUGCUGUGGCUACCAAGAACAUUUCUGAUAUUGUAAAAGUAGAAGAAUUGAUUGAGCCCAUUAUUUCGGAAAACACUGUUAUUAUUUUGAUUCAAAAUGGUUUUGGUAUUGACAGACCUAUCAUUAAGAAAUUCCCAAAAAAUGUCUGUUUGUCAGGGGUGUCUCAUAUGGGAUCUCAUAACGAUAAGGGACACAUUCACCAUAUUCAACAUGAUAAAUUGGUAAUCAGUCCUUUCGAAAACCCUAACUUGCCUACUGAUGUUCAAGUUCAAGCUGCCAAGGAUUUUAUUGACAUAUAUGCAAAUGAUAAAGUCACUUGUAUUUACUUCGAAAGUGCUAAAUGGUACAGAUAUAGGAAAUUGGUCUACAAUGCUACCUUAAAUACUACUUGUGCAUUGACAGGUGUUGAUACAGGAAGACUUGACGCAUGUGGUGGUCUAGAAAGUAUUGCUGUCCCUGCAAUGAAAGAGGUGGUUGCAGUUGCUUCUGCCGAUGGUAUUACCUUACCAGAAGAUGUGGUCAAUUUAAUCUGUCAUGGAGAUGAUGGUGAUUACUUCGAACCUUCUAUGUUGGUUGAUGUUAAGAAAGGUAAUCCAAUUGAGUUAGAAGCCAUUCUUGGUAGUUUGUUAGAUACUGCGGAAGAGUUAAAAGUUCCUACACCAACUUUAAGUUUACUCUAUAAGUUAUUACAAGUGGUUCAAUUUAGACUCAAAGAAGCCAAUGGUUAUGUCAAACUUCCUGAAAAAAGACCAAUUUCUGAUAAAUUUUAUAGUUAA
This is a messenger RNA of Yamadazyma jaroonii, 1023 nucleotides long. NCBI's taxonomy places the organism in Eukaryota, Fungi, Ascomycota, Pichiomycetes, Serinales, Debaryomycetaceae. The record is from the annotation of a GenBank genome assembly.